This is a messenger RNA of Penicillium antarcticum, 762 nucleotides long. RefSeq names its product agmatine deiminase family protein. Gene Ontology annotation, molecular function: agmatine deiminase activity; protein-arginine deiminase activity. The transcript has a single exon. Lineage: Eukaryota; Fungi; Ascomycota; Eurotiomycetes; Eurotiales; Aspergillaceae. The record is from RefSeq and is a predicted model, not a curated record. Gene Ontology annotation, biological process: putrescine biosynthetic process. The coding region runs from base 1 to 762 and encodes 253 amino acids.
AUGUUCGAGUUCGGUUUCAACGAGUGGGAUGACAAGAAGUCUGGGGAUGAUGGGAUUUGCUGGAGUCAGCAAUGGCCAUUGAUGAAUGAUGAUGUACUACGGGAGAACACAGAGUUCGCGUGGCGGGUGGUCAGGCAUGACUGCAUCCCCAGCGCUGUCACGCAAAUUGACGUUCCGGUUCGUGCUGAGAGUGGCGCUCUUGUUCUAGACGGCGAGGGGACCUUGCUUAUCACGAAGAGUAGUGUUUUCUGCGACAAGCGAAACCCAGGAAUGACCAAGGGUAAUAUUGAAGCUGAAUUGAAGCGACUGCUGGGUAUCAAGAAAGUGAUUUGUUUCCCUGGUCGGCGCAAUAUGGACAUUACCGAUGUACACAUGGAUGCGGAGGCGAGGGUCGUGCAUCGUCAUAAAAUUGCACACUUGAAACCUCACGCCAUUGCCAUCGACCUGUGGCAGGAGUUGGCUGCCGAGAUCCGCGAGGUUCUGGGCCGUGAGACGGACGCUAAGGGACGGCGCUUGCAGAUCCACCGUAUUGAGGAACCGGACCCACGAGGCUUGGUGAUGUCUGAUCACGAUGAGCUGUCGGCGAGCUAUGUCAACAUUUAUUUAGUGAAUGGUUGUGUCGUUAUUUCUCAGUUCGGUGAUGAAGAGAGAGAUCAGAAUGCACUGGAGAUUCUGCAGGGCGUUGCCUUUGGGCGGGUGAUCAGGCAGGUGAAUGCUAGUGCAAUCCCCCUUACUGGUGGAGUGCUGCACUGCGUCGCUUAG